ACGUGACCGUCCUACUCAUCCAUUCCGCCAAGGAACAGAUUGAGUGGAUGCGAGAACCGAGAACAAUUCCACGAAUGCAUUUCCUACAAAAUAUCGCAUCGAAUUCAAGUCCGAACCGCAGAAACAUUGUAGCACCAAACCGCUGGAUCAUUUAGUUUAAUCCAACAAACUACCUAAAGACAGAAGUGGCCAUUUCCACAAGUACACGACAGGCACAAUGGCAGAAAACAACUUCCCACCCCUGCCCCGUUUCAUCCCCCUGAAGCCAUGCUUCUACCAGGACUUCAACGAGAUCCCGGACCAGCACCGGACCAUGUGCAAGAGGCUCUACUACCUCUGGAUCUUGAACAGUGCCACACUGGCCGUGAAUCUCAUUGGCUGCUUGGCAUGGAUGUGCGGUGGAGGCGGAGCAACCAACUUCGGCAUGGCCAUCCUGUGGCUCAUUCUGUUCACUCCCUGCUCCUAUGUGUGCUGGUUCAGGCCUAUCUACAAGGCCUUCAAGACGGAUAGCUCCUUCAACUUCAUGGCCUUCUUCUUCGUGUUCAUGGCCCAGGUUGUGAUCAGCAUCAUCCAGACAGUAGGCAUCCCAGGCUGGGGGGUUUGCGGUUGGCUGGCCACCAUCACCUUCUUCAGCACCAACGUGGGCUCAGCUGUGGUCAUGCUGAUUCCCACCAUAAUGUUCACUGCAGUGGCCGUGUUGUCUUUCAUCGCACUCACCAGGGUCCACAACCUAUACCGCGGCAGUGGCGGCAGUAUGGGCAAGGCCCAGGAGGAGUGGACCACGGGCGCCUGGAAGAACCCCCACGUCCAGGAGGCCGCCCAGCAGGCAGCCAUGGGAGCGGCCCAGGGCGCCAUGCAGCAGAACAUGCAGCAGCAGAACAUGCAGCAGCAGAACCCGCAGCAGAACCAGUACUCUGCCGCCCCCACCUACAACUACGACGAGCCCAUGUAGGAGCGGGGAGGCGGAGGGGGGUGGGGUCGUGGCGGGAUGUUAGGGGCAGGGGGUGGGGGUGUGGUAUGGGAAGCCACAGCGGGAUCGAUUAAGAACACCAUUCACAGUUAGACCCCCCCUUCAUCCUGACGAUGUAGAGGCCUCCGUGUGAACGACACAGGUAGAGCAGUGGAUAUGCAUAGAAGGGGAUGCCAAACGUGUCAGUCAUACUUUACUGGGUUUUGUUUUGAAAUCGACUGCUGGUUUUAAAGGGGGACAGGUGGGGGGGGGGGGGGGUCGUCCUUUCGCCCCCUACACAAUACUUAGGUUUACUGUUCUACAACUACAGGUCAUUUAGUCCAACGCACUCCUUGAAUGCUUCACAGUGGUAAUCCGUUUUUUUAAUCACAACGCUGUAAAAAGAAGAAUGUUUAGUAGCAUUACCUACUGCCAAGAUUAGCAUUUAUUCUCUGUGUCCCCCCUUUAAACACGCGUCCUCCUUCUUUCCAUUUUGUGAAAAUCUGGAAUCUAAAUUUUCAAUUGUAAUAGAAACUAGAGAAUUUAUUAAAAAACGUCUCAAAUUUGCAAUUAGUCUCUUAUGAAUACAUUAAGAUGUGUAAACGAUUCUAAAUUUUGAGUCAAUACAUAUAUAUAUAUAUAUAAAGAUUGACAUUUCUCUUAAUGUCUCUUAUUAUAGGAUGACCAAGUUAGAUCAUGUAGAUGUUCGACAGCUAGGCUGAAAUUGGCUCACUAUUUUAAAGCCAUUUAAAUGUGUUAAUUCUGUACCAAUAAGAAUCGUCCUAGCCCUAGUAUUCCUCUGUUUUAAAGCAUCAAUUACUUUCUCAGGAAAGUGUGUGAGUUGGUUUUAGAUCUACAUGUGAAGUCACAGUCUGUCAUUGUCCUUAUAUUCCAGCCCUGUGGGCUAUUUUUUUAUAGUUUGAACCUUGUGAUUACAUAGUGACAUGUUUGUCUUGACCGACGUCGUACACUGACUUUGUGUUCGGAGCAAGCAUGUCAGGAUGUAGACCAAUGACAGUUGAGAAUCCAUCCAAAAGUGAGGCCCACAACAUGUUGACGUGUGUAGUUCCUUGGAUAACAUUCCAAAUUAAUGUUGUACAGUUUGAAGUUGAGGAGUAACCAAGACACUUCUGCCUUCUGAAUGGCAGUGGGGUACAAAUAAUUGAUGUUGUGCGUGGUCCAAGCAGUGUAUUAAGUGAUGGAUGUUAUACUUGUUGACUAAUUCUCUCUUAACUCCCCCCUAAAACCCCAACUGUAAAUUAUUACAUGGCUACUUAUUUCUCAACCUCUGGAUUUUUUGGGCGUCUAUGUAUGGCUGUUGUUAUUCCAUGAAUAGAUGUAGUAUGGUAUAUAUGAUAAUAUUAAAGGGUAUAAAUCCACUAAAAUAUACAAUUUUGGUCCUAAAAACUAGAACAGGUGAAACUCGAUUCUUUAAUUUCAAGACUCUACGGCUAUUCUUUGCAGUGAGUUAAUAGUUAGACUCAAUUCUCUUUGCUACCAAGUUGGCUUGGAGAUGUGUUUUGAGGAGUUCAUGAUUAUUACAGUAAUCCAGUGUUAGGCUCGACACAGCUGUGAAGCGACAUGUCGGAUUGCUAGUUAAUUCAAAACCUUUAAAUUGUCUUGUCUGAUUGUGCUGUGGUAUAUAAACAGAAUUUUUAUUUUUCCGUUUCUCCACUUUGUUGUUUAGUAUAGACUUUGUUAUGUGUUACGUAUGAUGUGUGGGUGUGUUUGUGGCACAUGUCCUGUGUGUCUUCCCAUAGCUACCUGCUACAGAUUUAAAGCACCUUUUAGUUUUUUUAAAGAAUUCAUGCUUACACUGAGUGAACUUAAAACUGCUGAUCUCAGUGCCAACCUAACUCGGCAUGACCGCAUAUGCAGUAAAGGAAUACAAACCGAAAUCUAUAUUUAGAAUAAUACAUGUAAGGAUAAAAUAAUAAAUGUCCUUUCCUGUUGGGGGUAUAAGUGUAUGAAAAUGUAUACGUGACCAGAAAUAUGGCGCUAAUAUUAAGUUUGUUUAACAUGCUGUGCUUUUAGGUGUGAAACUGUGAACAUCAUGCAAACGUCACAUAGUAUUUGCACCAACAACAGUACACAGGUGAAUAACUCAUAACUUUUACUCGCACAAAGUUCAUCUGACGGUUAUAAACAAGCCGGUAAUAAACAUCUGACAUGCACAAGGAGAACCUGGUUAUCCGUAUGAAGUAAGAUAAUUCCAGACGUAAGAAAGACGCAUUGAACCAUUACACCACAUCUAAACGUGUGUUAACGUCGGUACGCAUCUCUCAUUCUGUAUUGACCCGUGAUGUCACCGAACCUUCAUUGUUUUCUCCCAUCGACUGUGUGGUUUGGUAUGUAUUGCAAUGUAAGAGAUGAGUUAUUGCCAUGGAUAGAACACACUGUAAAGGAACACGAUCCCCGUGGUUGGGUUGGUAUGAGGAGAUUGUGUCUCCAAGCCGAAUGACGUAAAAAGGGAAUUACAUUUUUGUGUAUGACUUUUGUAUAAUUUGGUCCUACCCUAAUAGAUAUUAAACAGUUCUUGUUGCAUCCUGUCGUCUAGACUCU
Gadus chalcogrammus (walleye pollock) is the source of this 3511-nucleotide messenger RNA. Its product is annotated as secretory carrier-associated membrane protein 5. The record is from RefSeq and is a predicted model, not a curated record. NCBI's taxonomy places the organism in Eukaryota, Metazoa, Chordata, Actinopteri, Gadiformes, Gadidae. Gene Ontology annotation, biological process: protein transport. Gene Ontology annotation, cellular component: trans-Golgi network membrane; recycling endosome membrane. The coding region runs from base 218 to 952 and encodes 244 amino acids. The transcript has 7 exons.